Molecule: messenger RNA, 2244 nt
Organism: Carassius auratus (goldfish)
Lineage: Eukaryota; Metazoa; Chordata; Actinopteri; Cypriniformes; Cyprinidae
Product: myotubularin-related protein 14-like
Exons: 19
Coding region: 145-2013 (622 amino acids)
Biological process (GO): dephosphorylation
Molecular function (GO): phosphatidylinositol-3-phosphate phosphatase activity
Source: RefSeq, a predicted model, not a curated record
ACCGGCCCCGGCGCCUUGAAGCGGGCGGUGAGGACAAAGCUUGCCCUGAAGGGAUGGCCUGGAGGAUCCUAUCAAACCCAGGGAACUGCGCUAUUUAAGGAAGGCCGGGUUCGAAUCGAUCAGAAGGCGGAUGACAGCUUGAAAAUGGCUAGCCGGAGCGAGCAAAUAACCGAUCUGAUCUGUGUGUUCUCAAAGAGUCAGUACAGAGCAAAGGAGGUCACCCCAUCGGUAGAGAGAAUAGAGGAGCACUGUUUGGAGCUGUUUGACCGGGACUACAAGUACAGUAUCAUCCAUAACACCAAUGGGGAGGUGUGUGGUCACUACCCACGGAAGAUUGUGUUUCUGGAAUAUGAAUCUUCAGACAACAUUAAAGAGAGCUUUGAGAGUACUGUGCAGAUCAGUAAGUUGCAGGAUCUGGUGAACCGUAGUAAGAUGGCUCGCUGUAGAGGGAGAUUUGUCUGUCCAGUCAUCCUCUACAAUGGAAAGCAUGUGUGUCGAUCAUCCACACUAGCAGGUUGGGGCGAACUUUAUGGACGAACUGGAUACAACUACAUUUUUUCAGGGGGUUCAGAUGACACCUUUGGUGAUGCUGAAGUGGUUCCGGAGGAUGAUUGUGCAGUUGGGAAUAAUGAUUCACAGUUGUUUGAUAAGGUUAGGGGCUCUGACAUUAAGCUGUUGAAGUACUUGUCUGUACGCUACAUCUGUGACCUCAUGGUAGAGAAUAAGAAGGUCAAGUUUGGCCUAAAUGUAACUUCCUCAGAAAAGGUGGACAAGGAACACCGUUAUGCUGACUUUACCCUACUCUCUGUGCCUUAUCCAGGAUGUGAAUUCUUCAGGGAAUAUAAAGACCGAGAUUACACAGCAGAAGGGCUUGUCUUCAACUGGAAUCAGGACUAUGUGGAUGCUCCUUUGACAAUCCCUGAUUUCUUUACUAGAAACCUCAACAUCAACUGGAGUGAAUAUCAGUCAUGGGACCUGGUGCAGCAGACUCAGAACUACCUGAAACUUCUAUUACACAUCAUCAACUCUGAUGAUGAGAACGGUUUGCUGGUGCACUGUAUAUCAGGCUGGGACAGGACACCGCUGUUUGUUUCCCUGCUCAGACUUUCUUUGUGGGCAGACCGUGCCGUUCAUGCCAGUCUGGAUCCAUCUGAGAUCCUUUACCUGACUAUCGCAUAUGACUGGUUUCUUUUUGGUCACAUGUUGCCUGAUCGGCUCUCUAAGGGGGAGGAGAUUUUCUUUUUCUGCUUCAAUUUUCUGAAGCAUAUUGUUUGUGACACAUUUUCAGUCGUAAAAAAGCAAAGGAGAAAGAAUUCUCAGUUCAAAGAUGCUGACUUCACAGUUGAUGACAUCUUCCAGUUAAAGUCCAGAGAUCGUGGUAGUGUUACGAGUUUGAGCAGUGAUUUCUCUCUCAUCACAGAAGAUACAUCUGCUCCCUCCAGUCUACAUGCAGAAGCCACAGACCUGAAUACCAUUGGAUCACAGGCUUCUAAUGUUGUUUAUCACAGGAGGAAAGGCAUUCCAUUGUCCUCUCAUUCUGUGCAUUGGAAACGACUGAUUGCUUCAGAGGAACGAAUGCCUAAUGUAAAGUCCUCAAGCUCCUCCUCAUCCAACCACUCAGAUCAAAAUGUCACAGGGACAGGAAGUACCCCAUUAGCUGUACCAGGAAGGAGGCCAAUAGUGGAAUAUGCUCGGCCAGGCUCCUCAAUGUCCACAGAUUAUGGCAGUUGGCAGAUUGUCUCAGGAUGUGGGAGCAUCCAUGAUCGUCCCCCAGUGCCCUCAGAGUCUCCUCUGCCAUUCAGCUUCCAGGAUGAGGGUCCCAGCGGACGAAUGUGCACAUUUGUACCUGACAGGCAAGUGAGGUUGGAGGCAGUGAGGGAGUUGUUCCUUGCAGCAUAUAGCUCUACAGUAGGACUCAAGUCAUCGUCUCCAAGCCCCUCCAGUGCCAUCUCAGGCCUGCUGGAGCAGUUCGCACGUGGGGUUGGCCUUCGUGGCACUAAUGGCAUUAUCUGAGCCUUCCAUUGUUGCGCCCAUAAGGUUCACUCAAAUUUUUACACACCCUCAGGAUUUUUCAUUUCAUCAUCUUUUUUUUUUUUUUUUUUCUCUGCAUCUUGAUGUUGUACCAUAUCUACCACAUCAAGAGUACCUAAAUUAUUGGUGAAGCUGUACAGUGUAUUUCAUGCCCUCUUCCAUCUCAGCCCCUUGCUUCUCUCCUCUCCUCUCCUCUCCUCUCCUCUCCUCUCC